Messenger RNA from Adineta ricciae, 372 nucleotides. NCBI's taxonomy places the organism in Eukaryota, Metazoa, Rotifera, Eurotatoria, Adinetida, Adinetidae. The record is from the annotation of a GenBank genome assembly.
AUGCAAAANGAUCGACUGCUACCACAAGAAAUCGGAUGGAUGUUACAAGUGCGGACAAUCGGAUCAUCGCAUCCGAAACUGUCCGGCGGUUUUCUACUAACUGGAACCCGUGAUGGUGGUGAUUCCAGUAACAUACAACAAUAUCCAUCAACCACCAACCAUACCACAACACGUACAGCAGGUCCCAUUUACAUCAACGUACAAAGAUGGGCAGCUCCGGGAGCGGAGCUGGAGCGGAGCGGCUCGGAGGAGGACCGGAGCUGGAGUAGCGCUGGAGCGAGAUUUUUUGAAAACAGAUGGAGCUGGAGCGGAGCGGGUUGUACUGGAAAUAGAGCUGGAGCGGAGUCGGAGCGAGCUUUUACCUAUAGUUAA